Molecule: messenger RNA, 4640 nt
Organism: Pocillopora meandrina
Lineage: Eukaryota; Metazoa; Cnidaria; Anthozoa; Scleractinia; Pocilloporidae
Source: the annotation of a GenBank genome assembly
AUGACGAACGUUUUCUUCACGGUUAACUUGGGAAUGGUACUUCUUUUUUGCUUUCAAGGCAUUGCUAAUGGUAAGCAGACAAUGACUAGAAAAAAGAAUAUUGUAGUCGCAAGAAACUUUACGAUCUUUCCUGAUUUGUACUUCGCUUCCUCUCGCUGAGCAGUAAUUAUAUAUAUAAGGUAUAACUAAGCCCUGGUGCUCAAAUUCAUACUAAAACAUUCAAAGUGUUAAAUAAAACUAAACAUUGUUAAGCUAUUCCAGGGCAUCCAUGAAGAAAAAAAAUCAAGUUAUAAUUGAUUCCGGAUUACUAAAAGUAAUGUGACGUUCGUUGUGCAUGCUUACAUUGAAUCAAAAUUGAUUUACCAUCAGAUUACUUAUUUUGUUGAUUCAUCAACCAAAAUCCAGUACCCCGGACAAUUCAAUGUGAUUCUUGCCUAUUGGUCCUUGCUUAUAAGAAUUGAUACUCGGAGACAUUUCACACCUCGAAUCUACCGAGUUGGAAUAAAAUCACUGAUUUUCAAGGACCUUACGAUUUUUCACCCCAAAUCUAUCGUGGACCCGCUUAAUUAUGACAAUAUUUUCUCGUUUACUUCAGUAAAUCGUUUCCGCAAUCAACUUGUUUAAACGCUCACCGUUUGGCUAAGAAAGAAGCUGUCAAUAACACACCAUUUCCUUCCCAUUUUGAUUUCACUUAAUAAAUUGACUAUUGUUUUGUUCUAUUGAGGGGUCAGUGGAGUUAAGUGUGUUAAUUGUACACUAAAAAUGCAACUACACCAUGUGAACAAUGAGUUUAAUAUCUGUUUCCUGUUGUGCCUUGUAUGUGAUGUAAACAACCCAUCCAUUCCAAUUCGAUGUUUAUUUUUUCAAAUAUUUUCCAUUUAUAGCGUUGGGAACCAAUCCUUGCUUCCAAAAUUCUUGUUACCUUAUCUCUGAUGCGGAAUCACCCGCAACAUGGACCGACAACCGAGAAACCUGCAAACGAAAGGGUGGUGACCUUGUUUCCAUCGAGACCGAAGCAGAAUGGAGCUUCCUCAAUGAUGAAAUUCAAAAGCGUUGCAUUGGGCAACCUAACGAAUGGCACAUUGGCCUGAAUAAAGUGGGAGAAGUCUGGAAGUGGGUGAAUAAUAGCCCCCUGACCAUAGACAAAUGGCAAACAACCCAUGGCGAGCCUUCUGGUGAUGGAAAUAAAGCGGUAAUGUCAAAGGAUUACCCACCGACAAAAAAAGGGCUGUUUAAUGAUCUUCCAAAUUGGAUCAAAAGAGCUUACAUCUGUGAACUACCCAAAGGUAAGGAAAUCUAAGUGACUCAGCACUGAACUUUGGUCUCUGCCAAAGGGAUCAAGCCUUAUUAGCUGUUUAAAAGUAACCUACGAGAAAGAAACUUUAGCAUCAUAGUAUCCAACUUGUGAAUCGGUCAAAACUUCAAUUGUACAAAUGGAAAAGAUAGGUCACAAUCUUCUCCGCUAUUGAAUGUAGUAUAGUUAAAAAUGAAACUUAAAUUCACAUCCUGAUAACUCUUAUGCAAUUUGUUCUUUUUUUUUUGCUUCCCAAAGUCAUUAUAUAUGUGCAAGAAUUCCUCCAUAGUGGUUGUUUAGUACGAUCAACAAUUUGUGUAGAAAUCAAAUGGCUCUUCAGUCACCUGUUCAGCGAGACGGAAUCUUAAUUUUUUAUGAUUUAAUUUCUCAUUGUAAAGAGACCAACUAAUAUUGCCUUUUCUUUCCUCAUCAGAUUCCUAAUGAAGUCGACAAAGAAAUGAUAGCACAGAGUAUGAUGGAAAUAUGUUUUGAUUCUUUCUACUUCAAAUUUGUCUCAUAUUCGAAAGAACAAUAAAAGAGGAAUUGUAAGGCAAAUGAGUAACCAUAUCUUUUCGGAAUUUAAUUUGGUUAGAUCUGUAUGAGGUCUUAUUAAUGGUUGAUGGUUUUUGAAGGUUACAAAAGCUCCUAGUCAAAGUUAGAGUUUUCUUUGGUUGAGUCUCAAAUCAAUAGCUUCGGUCGAAAGCCAGCAAGAGUCAAUGGUCUAAAAUCUUAAUUGCAGCGAUUAUCUUUCGAUAUGAUAGGAAAUUUUCCACAUUGGUCGGCUAAAAGAAGCAACCGGGAAGUUUCAAAUUCUAAAAAAUUGGUGUUCUAUGCCCCGGUCACUGUCUAAAACCAAAUUUAGAGUGUAGCCCAUGACACGGCUGAAUGGCCAACUGUAUUUCCUUCCAGCAUUAUCUCCAGCUGCGCCGGUACAUUAUCUUAUUUGACGUUUUGACGUGCAGUAUCGCUGAGUUGUGCCGUAUUUUAACUGGCUCUUAGAGCGAGUAAAAAUAAAAACAACGCGUUAAAAAUACGUAGAGGUCAUCACACGGUGGCGAGAGGAUACGAAUUUUACGUUCGAGUAGCGAGAACAACAUCUCAGAUGUUAUUCGUGCUUAGAGAACAGAAAAUUCAUGUCUUCGAGCUAAAGUGUAUUAUUCUUUUUUUUGUAUGGGCCAUUGAUAUAUAUACGGUGGGGGCUUAAAUUCCAUUUCUGGGUAUCAAUAGAAAAAAAAAACAAAAAUUUACCUUUGUCUCGUCGCAAGUUUCGAGAAGUUUCUUUUCGGCGCUCUCGUUCUCUAGCUGUUCAGGAAAAUACAUUUACAUCUUUGUCGCUUACCACAAAAAAAAACUCUUGCUGCCGUGUAGUAUUCCAACAAGAAACGAACUAGGUUCAUUCAGUAAAGUUUGAAAAGGCGGGAGUUGUGACGUCGCUGCUCAAUAUCUGCACUCUCGUCGCAUAUGAAAAAUACGCCAGUUAGUCGUAUUAAUUCUACGAGUGUUUUAGUUUUCGGUAGAACACUCACGUCCAUUUGGUAAUUAGCCAUACUACACAACAAAAGGUCUAACAUGUUAUUUAUCAUCUAACUGCUUUUUUUCUGCCGAGCGUUUCUACUCAUAUCUCAUAAGGCGGGAAAAGAAAAGCGGAUAGAGAAGCGUAGCGCGCAGCCGACAGGUUAAACAGGUUUUUUCACAGUUCCAAAUAACCAACUAUACACUAUUGCGGGAUAUUUGAAAUCUAUUCGCGUGUUAUUUGUACUCUACUUUGUGCUGUUGGAUAAUAACAUACUUGACUGGUUCAUCUUCCCUCUUGGCUGGGUUGUUCAAAGCCGGGAUAAGAUAACCCAGGGUAAGUAUAUAAUCUGAUCUUAGAGCUGAAAGCUUUGGCAGAAAAUUCAGUAAAAUUAUUUUUUUCCUCGAUUGGACGCGUGGAUGCUCUAAAAAGAAUAGAGAAAAUUAUCCUAAAAAGGCUUUUGAACAAAUGAAUAAAGAAACACAUUAAAAUUCCAAGACAAACGGCCUUCGAACAACUAGGCCCAGCAGCUGGAGAGUACUAACACUCCGGAAACUCCGAGAAAUAUCCAUGUUUGCGUCAGGUUUUGUCCUCGGCACUUUUGUAAAAUAGGGAGUACUACCUCGAGUAAAACACUCAUAUGGACAGCGUUCUUCUGCUUUUAGAACGGCUAGAAUUUGGAACAAUUUUCCCUAAUGAAAUAAAAGGACUGUUUUUCCAUGAGCUCAUUCAUUAACGAACUCACAAGGCACCUGGUUGUUUUUGUAUCCAUUGCAGUCAUUUAUAUGUGUAAAACAUUUUGUAAUUUACGGGUCACUUUCUACUCUUUUUGGAUGUUUUCUUAUUGUUUUUUCACGAGGGCCUCAUGUAGACUAUCUUAUGACAUUUCGUGUUGCCCUUUUUCAGUGUACAUAAGAAACUCCCGCACGAUUUGUUUUUUAGGAACUGUAAGUGCAUUAUACACUAUUAUUACGGUGGGUUUGUAUGAAUUAUCCUAUCCAGUUUUUUCUUAAGUUUCUUUUUCUACUUACUGAUCUAAGAAAAUAAAGUAUGAAUGAUAGGUUUUCCUGAGAUCGAUUAGUAUUCGCUCUAUAUUCCCUUUUGUGGCUGAACACGGCAUCACAGGUUGCCACGAUUUCAAACUGUAACAAAAGGGGCAAAAUUAUUUAUAGUUUAAACCUUUCAAUUCUUGUGUUCGUCAGCGGUCGUGUUGUUUAAGGCGGAAGCAAAUUAACAGUUUCAAAGAUUUUUCCUGCGGCCAUAACUCUUUAGACUCGUUUUAAUUUUAAUCUUGUGUUGUCGUGGUCAGCGCAAAUUGAAAUUCGAUUCCUAGUUAGAGAUGCCUUUAAAAAGAAUUAAAAUUCCAACUUCCGACAGUUUUAGUUAUUUUUAACAUGUUAAUUUACUAUAUUUUUGCCCGGUGACUCAUCAAAACUGAAUGUAGAGUCUCGCCACCGCGGAAACACCCCCUGCAAAUCUGUACUUAGGCGCACGGAAGGGUGUGCAGCUCCCUGAGUAAGGGGGCAAGCGUUGAUACAAUGACAUUUCUACAAAUUUCAAAAUCAUUUUCAAAUCAGAUUUGAAUAUCUUCUGUCCAUAGAACAUAAAACAUGUUUCAAAAGUUACUGUUACUUUAUUUUCGAUGCGAAAUCGGGCGGGACAUGGUCCGAUAACCGAAAAACUUGCCAAAAGAAGGGUGGCGACCUCGUCUCUAUAGAAAAUGAAGCAGAAUGGAGCUUCCUCAACAACGAAAUUCAAAAGCGUUGCAUCGGGAAGCCUUACGAAUGGCAUAUAGGUCUGCAUAAAGUUUUAAAGGGGAUUGGAAGUUGGUGA